This is a messenger RNA of Salvelinus namaycush (lake trout), 1134 nucleotides long. Its product is annotated as zinc finger protein 239-like. NCBI's taxonomy places the organism in Eukaryota, Metazoa, Chordata, Actinopteri, Salmoniformes, Salmonidae. The record is from RefSeq and is a predicted model, not a curated record. Bases 1 to 1134 code for a protein of 377 amino acids. The transcript is spliced from 3 exons.
AUGCACCUGAGGAAGAUGAGCUGCAAGGCCUUACAACCCCCAUCUCAUCUAAGAGACUACUACAGCAUCAAUCUGCUCCUGCUGAUCAGAGAGAGACGGGACUAUCGUGGAUCCUCUGGGGAGCCUCAACAACAUCAUGAAGCUGCUGAGGCAGAGAAGAGUCUCUCCAGGUCAGAACGUCUCAAAAAACACCGGCAGAGACUCACAGGGAAGAAAUCUCACCGCUGCUCUGACUGUGGGAAGAGUUACUCAAGAUCAGAUUCACUACAACUUCACCUGAGAAUUCACACAGGAGAGAAUUCUCACUGCUGCUCUGACUGUGGGAAGAGAUUCACCUCUUCAGCAGACCUUAAAAAACAUUUGAGAAUCCAUACAGGAGAGAAACCUUAUAGCUGUGAUCAAUGUGGGAAGAGUUUUACUCGUACAAGUAAUCUGAAAGCACACCAGAGAAUACACACCGCAGAGAAACCCUAUAGCUGUGAUCAAUGUGGGAAGAGUUUUUCUUCGUCUAGUCAUCUGACUAUACACCAGAGAAUGCACACAGGAGAGAAACCUCAUCACUGCUUUGACUGUGGAAAGAGUUACUCAAGAUCAGAUUCACUGAAAGUGCACCAGAGAAUUCACACUGGAGAGAAACCUUAUAGCUGUUAUCAAUGUGGGAAGAGCUGUAAUAACACAAGCAGCUUGAAAACACACCAGAGAAUUCACACUGGAGAAAAACCUUAUAACUGUGAUCACUGUGGGAAGAGUUUUAAUGAUACAAGCAGCCUGAAAACACACCAGAGAAUUCACACUGGAGAGAAACCUUAUAGCUGCUCUGACUGUGGGAAGACCUUUUCAAAAUCAUCUACAUUGCAAUCACACCAGAGAAUUCACACUGGAGAGAAACCUUAUAGCUGCUCUGACUGUGGGAAGACCUUUUCAAAAUUAUAUACAUUACAAUCACACCAGAGAAUACACACAGGAGAGAAACCUUACAGCUGUGAUCAAUGUGGGAAGAGUUUUGUUACGUCUAGCCAUCUGACUAUACACCAGAGAACACACACAGGAGAUAAAUAUUAUAGCUGUGAUCAUUGUGGGAAGAGAUACUCUGGUAAAAGAUCUCUGAUUAAACAUCAGAAAAUGCAUACAUGA